AUGAAAGCUCUAUCAAAGCCGCUGUCGAGCCCAGGGAGGGCAGGGGGAGACAAGUUCCCUCCGCCAUUGAUGCGAUUCUUGAGGAGCAAUGCGGGCAGCCGAAGCAGCCGGGGAAGAUCGCGCUCCAGCCCAUUGUUUUAUCUCAGGAGCAGGAAUAAGAAUCGUGUCCCCAUUGAGACAACUCAGGAGCCCUCCUCCCCAAAAGUCACCUGCAUCGGACAAGUCAGGGUCCGCCGCGCCGCCAAAUCGAAGGGCAGGGCCGCCGCCGGGAAACGCCGCCGGUGGUGGUGGUGGGUGAAGAAACCCUUCUCCUGUGGGAAAGUCUGUUCGAGAUUCCGCCGGUCCAAGAGCGGGUUUGGGAGAUUUUUCUGCAGUUGGGGUUGGGUUUGGAAGUUUGGGGAUUCUAAGGAGGAUUCAUUUAGGGUUCAUUCGGACAAUAACAGAAAGAAGAUUGAUGAAGAUGAAGAUGAAGAUGAAGAUGAAGAUCCCCCUACUGGUAGUAAUAACAAUAAUUAUUACAACAAUAGCACGACGAGCAGAAGCAGCAAUGUCGUGAGUGAGAACGACUGCAAUCAGAAGGAUUCUUCUGAAACGCCUUGCUCUUGUCCGCCACAAAAUGCCCUAAUUUUGACAAGGUGCAGAUCUGCUCCCUACAGAUCUUCUUCAUUGGGAGGCAGAUUUUGGGGCUCUCCAUUGUCCGAAGAAUCGAAAGGGAACAACAGUGAAGAAAAACUCCAAGAAUUAGGGGUGCCAAUAAUCGAAAGCUGUAAGGGAUUGGGGAAUUCUUCUUCUGCUGAAAAAGAUGAAGAAGAAUUGAAGGUCAGCAGCAAUGGCGGAGAAGAAGAAGAAGAAGAAGAGGGGAAAAAUCCACCAUUGCCAUUAGUGCUCACAAGGUGUAAAUCGGAGCCUGCAAGAAUAGGGGAAAGGCUUGUUCCACAAUCAAAUAUCUCAAAUCUUCGUUCAUAG
Messenger RNA from Andrographis paniculata, 966 nucleotides. RefSeq lists its product as uncharacterized. The coding region runs from base 1 to 966 and encodes 321 amino acids. The record is from RefSeq and is a predicted model, not a curated record. The transcript has a single exon. Lineage: Eukaryota; Viridiplantae; Streptophyta; Magnoliopsida; Lamiales; Acanthaceae.